GGGUGGGCGGGUGGGCGAGGGAGGGACGAGGGGAGGGACGGGGUGAGAACCCUUGCAAAAUCAAGAUUCACCAAGCAGUCUGACUUCUGAUACCCGAGAGGAAAAAACAAAACUCGUGAGGAAGAAAGAAAGAAAGAACGAAAGAAAGCAAAAAAAAAACCCCAGGAAAAAAAAGCAGUUUAAGGAAAGCAACUGAACCGAGUAUGAUGCCUAGAGUGGUAAGCGUAGUCUUUGCGAUCACCGUCUAUGUAAGAGCUCUACAGGAAAGAUGGGCGGACACUGGUGACUGGCCAGACAGACAGACAGACAGAUGGGUGAAUACCUCUUACCUAGGGAGCUGUGGAGAAACCCAAACGAUAUGGUGGUUGGAUGGCUUCUUCCGCUGGCUCUCUACUGAUCGACGACACCACAGACACGGACCCACACACACACAGCGAUCAUGCAGCAUCCAACUCGUUCGUUCGUUCGUUCGUUCUUUAGUUCGUGAGGGUCGUCGUCGAACGCACAACACCACGGGAUACCUUUACGUAUCUUUGGCCCCCGCCGCCGCCGUCAAGUGCUAUGAGGGAGACGCGUUGGGAGUGAGUGAGUGGGAACUUGACUUGACUUGUCAUGUGUCGGUGUCCGUAUCGGUGUCGGAUGUAAAAAUCUGACGCUAGUUAACCUGACUUGCGAAGUGCAUCGUUGGUUGAGUGAGUCUACACAUUGCUACGUGCAGUAUCUAGUACACUUGUACCGGUAACUAUGCCCAUGGGAAAAGUGCCCCAACACUGCACAACACUGGUGACUGCACAGCACUUCACAACACAGCAUAGCAUGGCACGGCACAAGACGGCACAAGACAUUCCUCCUCCUCC
This is a messenger RNA of Tricharina praecox, 857 nucleotides long. RefSeq lists its product as uncharacterized. The transcript is spliced from 2 exons. Bases 204 to 653 code for a protein of 149 amino acids. The record is from RefSeq and is a predicted model, not a curated record. Lineage: Eukaryota; Fungi; Ascomycota; Pezizomycetes; Pezizales; Pyronemataceae.